Eleginops maclovinus (Patagonian blennie) is the source of this 1166-nucleotide messenger RNA. RefSeq names its product dual specificity protein phosphatase 26-like. Gene Ontology annotation, biological process: protein dephosphorylation; negative regulation of MAPK cascade. Gene Ontology annotation, molecular function: protein tyrosine/serine/threonine phosphatase activity; MAP kinase phosphatase activity. Bases 269 to 856 code for a protein of 195 amino acids. The record is from RefSeq and is a predicted model, not a curated record. The transcript is spliced from 3 exons. Lineage: Eukaryota; Metazoa; Chordata; Actinopteri; Perciformes; Eleginopidae. Gene Ontology annotation, cellular component: cytoplasm.
AGAUUUAAUGUGUGGGUCAAAUGGCCUGACAAACAUUAGAGCACCCUGUGCCGAGUACAUCUGAGGCAAAGAAGCCGGGGACUAGAAUCACCUGUGCCAUUCGUGCUGGUAAUUUGACACAUUCGUUUUAAAAAGCCUGUUGGAAACACUUAUUUUCUUCUGGUAGACGGAACGCACGUAGGUUUUUUCUCUUUGACGUUUGUUUACUUAUAAAGGACCAGAAGUUGCCUCAUAGAAAACUCUGUACUAAGAGAAGUGCUCAGCAAACAUGAUGUCCUAUAAAUCCAAACUUCCUGCGUCCUGGAAUGAUCAGCCUCCCCCUCGGAAGGUGGAAAUUGACCUCAGUUCACCUGGAUUAGCCGUGUUUGAGUUGGAAAGACUCUUGUUUACUGGCAAAGCUAUCAUCAGCCAUGCAGACGAAGUUUGGCCAAGGCUUUAUAUCGGUGACCAGAACAGUGCAGAGAACCGGGCCGAUCUCACCAGGCAUCGAGUCACACACAUCCUGAAUGCAGCUCACAGCAAACGGGGGGCGCAGCCAGAAAUCUACGAGGGCAUGGAGAUCACAUACAUGGGCAUAGAGGCUCAUGACUCCUGUGGCUUUGACAUGAGCGUCAAUUUCCAGGCAGCAGCAGACUUCAUCCAAAGGGCUCUCAGCAGAGGAGGCAAAGUGUUGGUGCACUGCCAUGUAGGGGUGAGCCGCUCCGCCACCCUGGUUCUGGCUUACCUGAUGCUGAAGCACAACCUGAGCCUGGUGGAGGCGAUUUGUGUGGUGAAAGAAAACCGGGGGGUCAUCCCUAAUCGAGGUUUCCUCCGACAGCUCAUCAGACUGGACGGCAAGCUCUUUGGCAAACACUGAACGCUGCUGCGUAGCAUUACUGGGUACGUUGAGCAGGUCCAGAACUUAAAGGAAAUAACAUGAUAAAGAAAGCUCAAGUGUAUUGCAUAUUAUCCUAUUUUGAGAUACUCAAAGCCUCUGAUCAUUUUCUGGGUUGUGUUUUAAUUGCCUUUAACUUUAAGGUAGAAAAUGUUAAUAUAUUCUGUCAAUUUGUAUGAUGUUUUACAUUAAAAACAUUCAAUGUUGAUUUAGUUGAAUGUCUUGCAGACAAUCAGUGCUACUUAGACACGGAAACAAGAACACAUCAAAUAAAUAUUUUCUAAAAAAAACA